Messenger RNA from Staurois parvus, 664 nucleotides. Lineage: Eukaryota; Metazoa; Chordata; Amphibia; Anura; Ranidae. The record is from the annotation of a GenBank genome assembly.
AUGGGAGCCGUCCAGCCAUCGUUCUGGGGGACAACAACCAUUGAUACAGCCACAGAUGGUCUUGGGUGGCCAGCCUCCCAUUCCUCAGGUUAUGCAGGGAAACCAGACGAUAGCAUGGGCCCAGCCGGGCCUUUACCCCCCCACUCAGCAACAGCCGUGGCCCACCCUGCCCGGUCAGUUUCCACCCGCUGCCUUCAUGCCAACACAGACUGUAUUGCCUUUCCAAGCAGCCAUGUUCCAAGGUAGUACCGCCCCGGUAGCCGCUGUGCCGCCCUCCAGCGACUCCAUGCGAUCAAGCCCCCUACGGCCAGAUCAGAAAGUAACGAAGGAGAUGUUCAAGGAUUUCCAGAUGGUGAACCCUCCUCCAGUGCCAUCGAGACAACCGGACCAGCCUGCCCUCCAGUGUACCUCAGAUGCCUUCUCAAGCUACUUUGACAAAGUUGGUCUGGUGCAAGAUACAGACGACUGUGACGACUUUGACAUCUCGCAGUUGAACCUGACACCCAUGACUUCCACCUCGCCCUCAACUAAUUCACCGCCCACACCAGCUCCGAGGCAGAGCUCGCCAUCAAAGUCUUCAGUGUCUCACACCAGCGAUCCCAACCCGGACGACAUCUUUGAAGAAGGCUUUGAAAGUCCCAGCAAAAGUGUCGAACAAGAUGCA